Messenger RNA from Balaenoptera ricei (Rice's whale), 335 nucleotides. RefSeq names its product cytochrome c oxidase subunit 7B2, mitochondrial. NCBI's taxonomy places the organism in Eukaryota, Metazoa, Chordata, Mammalia, Artiodactyla, Balaenopteridae. The transcript is spliced from 2 exons. Gene Ontology annotation, biological process: mitochondrial electron transport, cytochrome c to oxygen. The coding region runs from base 90 to 335 and encodes 81 amino acids. The record is from RefSeq and is a predicted model, not a curated record.
AGAGCAUCUGAGCUUCAGAGUUCCUAUCAGGUUUCUUUGCAAGGAAAUAGACCAGCAGCUUCAAGCAACUGCAGUUCUGUCAUACCUUCAUGAUGUUUCCCUUGGUCAGAAAUGCACUAAGUAGUCUCAGGAUUCGAAGCAUUCAGCAAAUUAGGGCAAGACAGAGCCACUCAAAACACUCACCAGAUUUUCAUGACAAAUAUGGUGAUAUUCUGCUAGCCAGCGGAACCGCUUUCUGUGUUGCUGUGUGGGUGUUUACAGCCACACAGGUUGGAAUAGAAUGGAACCCCUCCCCUGUUGGCAGAGCCACCCCAAAAGAGUGGAAUGAUGAGUAA